AUGGUCAGGCAAUCACAUGAGGGAAGCCAACAGAGCGCGAGUCUGAGUCGUGCCAAGGAGGAGGGGCCAACUUCACAAAUCCUCGUUGUGCCAGAGGCUAUCUGGCCAAGUCACCUCAAUCUAGACAUGCGGCUGCAAUCUAAAAUUCGUUGUCAUGUCGUCUUUGUGGUGUUAGCCUCAAUCGAUCUCUGUCUGUCCCAGAACAUCACAUUUUCGACUCUCCGCUGGCGACAGGAGUCUGUCACACCUCCACGCGUGCGGGUUCAGUUGUUUACAGGGUGGGUCUGGCAGUCUUUCUCGAGCCCGGAGCUCGGAUGCGAAGGGAACUGCAAGGUCGUGUCCAACGUGCUGCAGUGCCAGCAGUGUACAGGGACUUACAACUCCAGGAUGGUUCCGAGCAUCGGAGAUGUGGUGUCCUUAUAUGACCCCAAAGGCUUCCUCUCCGGCACGGUCCAGUUGGACUUGGGGCAGUCCAGGAUUCUGACAGGAGACAGAAGUCUGUGCAGGAGCAUCACGAGCAGCAGGUUCGGGCAAUGCAUCGAAGGAGUCGUUCAAGAUGUAAAUGUGCUCAACAACACGAUGGUCGUACUGUCGGAGUACAUACAAGAAUACCUUUCCCUCAGCAACUACUCCAUUCAGUUCAAGGGUUGCUGCAGACUCUCAACGCUUGUCAACAACGCGGGCUCGUACUGGCAAGAGCGGGCGAUGAUCCAGCUGGCAAACAAGCUCCCCAACGAGAGCCCCAUGAUUGCCCGAGUCAUGCAGGUCGAGGCCUACGCUGGACAGACUAUGUCAUUCAAGAUUCAAGCAUUUCAGCCUGAAGGAAACAAGUUGAGCUGGAGGAUAGGGACGCAGCAAGAGUUCGAUCCCUUGGGGACCAGCAAGCUGCCCGGACCUCCUGCUUCUCUUGCAGUGGAUGCUACGACAGGGGAGGUCCAAUGGUAUUCAACCACAACAGUCGGCCUGUUUGUGGUCUAUGUUGUUGUUGAGGCUAAAAUCGACACCUAUAGCGCCGGAUCGACUUUCGUCUCCUUUAUCAUCCGGGUCAACCCCGCAAACUCGGCCACGAGGCCAGCAGUGUCCAUCCUGGGAGGUUCCUUGCAGUCUUUCGUCUGCGGGAGGAGCAACUUGAUGCAAAUCUUCCCAUCCUCAUCUUCCACGUCAGCAGAAAAUCUCCGAGUAGACCAGCUCCUCGCCGGCCCGUCCCUCCACAACGACACUCUUUGGACAGCAGGAGCCCGCCCUCUCUUCCUCUCCUUUUCAGGAUCUGCAAACUACACCUGGUUGCCUCCCUGCGAGCUGCUGGCGGCCAACGUCCGCUACCUCUACUCGGGCCCGAGCAUGCUCGACGUCUUUCAAGCUUGUUUUACAGCGCGGGAUCAGGUCAAGUUCGUGACAUCUCCUCCCUCUUGUUCCUUCAUCCGCGUGCUCCGAUGCACCCGGCCGGCCCUCACAAUGCUCGGAACUGCAGGAACCUACCAAGAGGUGACAGUCAGGGUCGGAAGGAAGCAGCAGUUUGCCUUCAACGCGAGCGACGACACCCAGACGCUGUCGGUCUCGUUCGUCCCCUCCUCCACCACCUCCUUGAUCUUCGGCUUCGACUGGAACCCCAACGUCUGCUCUCAAAUCCCCGCGACAUCCGCGUGGAAUUUCUCCUCCGGCCAGUCGCUAACGGUCUGCAACCCGGUCACCUCCCUCCUCAACUUCUCCGCCAACUUCUCGCAUGCUGGCCUGGACCAGGUCUUCUGCUUCCAGUCUCGCAACGACCAGCACCUGUGCAGCGAGGAGGACAGGAGGUCCAUGCCGAUUUGCAUCCGCCUCAUCGUCCCUGCCCCGUCGAUCUCCUGGUCCUCCCUGACUCCUCAGGAGGGAGCUGAGAUCUUCACCUACCUGGGCUGCCAGCUGGAUGUUCCCCUUGCUGCCGUCGACCUGACUGACUACUUUGACAUCUCCAUCGAGCCGGACGGCCUCCAGUACACGCUCCCAACCGGAGCUUCGCUAUCGGAUCCGGUGUGCCAACCGAGCACCUCCUCUUCACCGGAUUUUCAGGCUGCUUCUCUCACGUCGUCCCGCUUGUCUCGCUGCCUGAUCCUCACUGUGAGCAAGUGCAGGUACUGCGCGCGAAAGGGCGAGUCGCUCCUCCAGAUCUCUCAGGAGUUUGCAACCGACUGGCUCCAGCUCUUCGCUGCGAACCCGCAGCUCUUGAACCCUGAUCAGGUGGAGGAGGCAGAGCUCAUCAAUCUCGGGCCCCUCUAUCCUGCCAGGAGGUACGACACGCUCACCAGCAUCGCUGACAGGUUGCGAAUCCCUUGUGCAGUAAUGCGGGUUUCAGUCCAAUAUCGCCAGCCUUGUCAGAAGCAACCCGGACAUAACAGACAUCAGUGA
This is a messenger RNA of Guillardia theta CCMP2712, 2385 nucleotides long. RefSeq lists its product as hypothetical. NCBI's taxonomy places the organism in Eukaryota, Cryptophyceae, Pyrenomonadales, Geminigeraceae. Bases 1 to 2385 code for a protein of 794 amino acids. The transcript has 11 exons. The record is from RefSeq and is a predicted model, not a curated record.